This is a messenger RNA of Arvicola amphibius (Eurasian water vole), 1586 nucleotides long. It is a transcript of the gene Ap3s2, whose product is annotated as adaptor related protein complex 3 subunit sigma 2. Gene Ontology annotation, biological process: intracellular protein transport; Golgi to vacuole transport. The coding region runs from base 67 to 648 and encodes 193 amino acids. Gene Ontology annotation, cellular component: membrane coat; intracellular membrane-bounded organelle; AP-3 adaptor complex. NCBI's taxonomy places the organism in Eukaryota, Metazoa, Chordata, Mammalia, Rodentia, Cricetidae. The transcript has 6 exons. The record is from RefSeq and is a predicted model, not a curated record.
CGUGUUGUGGCGGAAGGAGGAGCUUGCUUGGAGCAGCUGGUGCCGAGAGAAGCGGGACCGGCAAAGAUGAUUCAGGCGAUUCUGGUUUUCAACAACCAUGGGAAGCCGCGGCUGGUCCGCUUCUACCAGCGUUUUCCAGAAGAAAUUCAGCAGCAGAUUGUUCGAGAGACGUUCCAUCUGGUCCUCAAGCGGGAUGACAACAUCUGUAACUUCUUAGAAGGUGGAAGUCUGAUCGGUGGUGCUGACUACAAACUGAUUUACCGGCACUAUGCCACCCUCUACUUCGUAUUUUGUGUGGAUUCCUCAGAGAGUGAACUUGGGAUCUUGGACCUUAUCCAGGUUUUUGUGGAGACUCUGGAUAAGUGUUUUGAAAAUGUAUGUGAGUUGGAUUUGAUCUUUCAUAUGGAUAAGGUCCACUACAUCCUUCAGGAGGUGGUGAUGGGUGGGAUGGUUUUGGAAACAAAUAUGAAUGAAAUUGUGGCUCAAAUUGAAGCUCAAAACAGACUGGAAAAGUCGGAGGGUGGCCUUUCAGCAGCCCCCGCAAGGGCCGUGUCUGCUGUGAAGAACAUCAACCUUCCUGAGAUCCCGAGGAACAUCAACAUUGGCGAUCUCAACAUCAAAGUUCCCAACCUGUCCCAGUUUGUGUGAAGGUGGAGGACUGGGCUGGACUGGGGUCCUUUCGAUGAGCAAAGCAGUCACAGCCAGAACCAGAACCCCGCUGAGCCUUUAGAGACUUGGGACACUAAGCCUUUCACAGAGUGGGAAGGGAGUUGGUGCACACUGCCUGGCCAUCUUGCUGCUGAUACACAUGGCCGUGGUAGACAUCAGUGCACUAAGCCACUGCUCCUUUGCCUCCCACACAAGCCCUCAGGGUUGGGGACUGCAGAACAAGCCACCUGUUUCCCAGGGCCUGACUUCCUCCCUUACACCUAGGACUUCUGAGAUCCUGUAUCAGUCACUGGGCAAGAGACCAGGGAGAAGGAAGGACCAGCCUUUCAGAUGUCAGGUGUGGUGAGUGGCAGGUGGAGCAGGGUGCGCUGGCUCCACUAGGGCCUCUGCUCCUAGUGUCCCUCUGUGUAGCCAAGCCUUUGGUCAGCAGUUGCUGCAGAGUGCACCUUCCCCAAGGGCACAGGCCUAGUUUUGUUGUCACAGGCCUCUGUGUGCUGGGCACAACUUAAAUCACACUUUGGGUGCAUGUCACUACCCCUGCCAAUAGGGAGGGCACCCCUACACACACACACACAGCCCUCUCUCAGAUGAGAGACUGCUGUGUCUGUAGAAUAUGAAGGUUGGAUCCUCCCAGAGUUAUGACUCGUCCCAAGUUUGAAAUACGCUGUCUUCCUGGAAGCAGAAGGUUCAGUGACUGUGUUGUGAAUGAUGAACCAUUUCCCCUUGCUCAGAAGCCCGCUGUCCAGUCUCAGCUUCUAGAGCUGAGAGCCUGAACUGGGUGCUAGCAGUGUGGGCUGAGCCUGCAGCAUGCUAGCCACACUGCUGUGUAUUUCCACUCUGCGCCCUGCAGUGAGCACACUGGACUCCUCUGGGCAACAUUCUCCUGCACCUCUGGAAACCUGUGAAUGUUAACCUGU